AAUAUCAAAGCUGUAUAGAUUCAUAAUUCUUCUUCUCGCUAUAAAUAUUGGACGCGACGGUGCGUUUGUCAUCAGAACACAAAUUGUGAUCAGUGAUAACACAUCAACUAAGAAACAAAUCAAAAUGAAUAAAAUUGCUAUUGCUUUCUUCGCUCUCAUUGCUGUUUCCGCUGCCGCCCUUCUUCCAGGCGCUCCAGCUCCACCAAGUGGUGACGCCACAGCUCAAACUCUGAGAUUCGAUUCUGCCGUCAACCCAAACUCCUACCAAUAUGCCUAUGAAACAUCAAACGGUAUCAACGCCCAAGAACAAGGUCAAUUGAAACAAGUUGGACAGGAGUCUGGUAUUGCCGCUCAAGGUGGAUACUCAUACAUAUCUCCAGAGGGUACACAAAUCCAAGUCACAUACGUUGCCGACGAAAAUGGUUUCCAACCACAAGGGGACAUCAUUCCAACUCCACCACCACUCCCAUCACAUGUCGAAAAAUUAUUGAAAUACCUUGCUGAACACGCUCCAGUACAACAAUCAACUUAAACAAACGCAUACCGUUUUAGCUUUAGCCAAUUUUCUUAUGAUAGUCAUUGGAAAAUCCCACUCGAACCACAUCCAUUUAAAAAACAAUAGCUAAUUUAAUUUAAUUCAUAAAUGAAAUAAAUUAAUAAAUCUUUGACUGAAAUUGAA
Molecule: messenger RNA, 679 nt
Organism: Contarinia nasturtii (swede midge)
Lineage: Eukaryota; Metazoa; Arthropoda; Insecta; Diptera; Cecidomyiidae
Product: cuticle protein CP14.6-like
Exons: 3
Coding region: 125-532 (135 amino acids)
Cellular component (GO): chitin-based extracellular matrix
Molecular function (GO): structural constituent of chitin-based larval cuticle
Source: RefSeq, a predicted model, not a curated record